This is a messenger RNA of Chara braunii, 3272 nucleotides long. The record is from the annotation of a GenBank genome assembly. Lineage: Eukaryota; Viridiplantae; Streptophyta; Charophyceae; Charales; Characeae.
AACCUGACUGUGGGAGAAGAGGAAGAGGUUAGUAUGUACAUCCCGCAGGAUCAGCAAGAAGCCGCCAUGAAGGCUUGGGAGGCAGAGAAAGACCCUCUGAAACGUCAAGCGUUGGAAGACGAGAAGAAGAUGGAAUGGAAAUUAGCGGUGAUGAGGGAGAAGAAGAGGAGAAUUGACAAGGCAGCGGAGGCGGCAGAGGCCUUGGGAGAGGUGAAGAACAUAGAAACGCAAAUAGCCGCCCAGCCCGAUCUCCCGAAUCAGAUGCGAGUCAUAGCGCGGAGCGUCGCAUGCCUGGCACGGGUUCAGGCAGACCAAUAUGACUUUAGCAGAAGUCAGGACAUAGCUGUGCGCUCGAUACGAUUGGGCUUUCGAGACUUUGCUCGUGAGUUGGUAGGCGCCGUUGGAGUCGAGCAAGUCUUAAUUGCUAUCCACGCACUGAGAGAUGAGGCCGCCAGUUUUGCAAGGUACCUAAUUCGCGCUGCCAACUGUAGUGAUGAUCCCGUUGCGUACUCCUCAUUUACGUCCCUCACCGAAUUUCUGAAGUUGCUACGCGAGCGAUUUGCUGAUAUCGCUCGCGGUGUCAAGGCCUCAGACAAGCUCCAAACCAUCCAUUCUCGUAAAUGGAAGAGUGUCAGGGCACUCAAGGGUACAAUGGAUGAGUUGGUGGCCGUUCCUAACCAUGGGGUCACAGAGGGCCAGUUGGUCAACCUCUUUUACCGGGCUAUGCCCGAAGCCUUUCGAGGGCAGUUCUUCGCGAAGASCGAAGACCCUGCCACCACUUACGAUUCUCGUAGUCGUGAGGUGGUGGCUUUUGAAGCAAAGUCAGUGUCCCUAUCUACCUUCUGGCACAAAGACUUGGACAGGGGUAAGCAAUGGAAAGGCCGCACUAUCUCAGGGCAGGUAAAAACCAAGGAUAGCCUUGUCCUGRCCUUAGAUGAGGGUAGUGUGGAUGAGAUUCCCUACGACCAGAUUGAGUGGGGAUUAGAGGAGGCGGACAGCGGUGUGGGCCAAGGGAGAUCUUACGCUGCUGUCGCGGCUGGAGGGAGGCCGCAAGGAGGAAGAGGCCAGGGCCAAGGGGGCCAGACCUCAGGGAGUCGAUUUCAGGGCGAUCAGGGGGUUGGCGGCAGCGGAGGAAACCGCCAAGCGGGAGAGGGCGGCGUACACUCUGUCGAGUCCUGCGAUACCUCAACUCCAGUAGCGAGAGGGGCGAACCGCGACGGAGAUGUCGGGAAGCCCACUACUGAGGAGGGCGCAGGUGUACACUGCACCGUGGCGAGGAGGCGCCUCGGGGACGUGAGGCGCCGGGGGAGGACUGAGCACGACGCUGACGAGAAAGGUCCUGGAGAAAGGGGCGCAGCUGACUGUGCGCCCGGGCCGCAUAAGGGGGCGGCGGUGGCAACAGCGGCAGGCUGCGAGGGUGCUGCGGUAGAAGAGGUCGCAGCAACUGCGGGAGUAGGAAGGAGAGACGUCGAGGAGUGGGGCUUCGAACGGAGGAGCAGCCAGGUGCGUCUCACCGCUGCCAUUGUUUCUUCCAAGGACCGCGCUUCUUUGUGCGCCGUGAAGCUUGUUGAGGGGGAGUGCAGGCAGAGGUCGAGGGCAAUGGCGCGUCCGGUGGUUCUUGCGGCCGUUCUUCUGAUGAUCGCUGCUGCAGUUCAGGCAAGCGCGCAGACUCCAACUGAGGUGACUAUCGGUUAUGUCACCUACGCAGGCUCCGGCUGCAGUUACAACAACACCAACUACGUGCUGUCGAACGACUACAAGACGGUCACCUUCAUGUUCGGCGGGAUGGUUGCGACCACGGACGGGUCGCUCGCCGASAAGAGGAAGUCUUGCCAGAUGUCGUUCUCUAUGAACUACCCGGAUGGCUGGAGCGUCUCCAUUGGUCAGGCCACAGGCCGCGGGUACGCUAACAUCGCAAAGAACUCCGAGAGCAUCUAUGAGACGCACUACUACUUCUCCGGACAAACGGGUACGGCGAGUAUAGAGCGCAGAAUCAAAGGCCCAAUGGUUGGCAGCUUCGAGUUCACGGACGACUUCCUGACGCUUGUCUGGAGCGAGUGCAACAAUGCUCCCAACCUGAACAUCAAGACGGUGGUGAGAUUGGAGGGCAAGAAGGCUGUGAUGGCGGUCGACUCCGAGGAUACCGAGUUCCAGCUCAUCUACAAUCUUCGAUGGAGGCAGUGCCAGCAAAUUGAGUGCCCCGUUCACCAUUUUGCACUGAGGGUGGCGGGUGAGCGGGAGGAGAUAAAGAGCGGAGGGGUGGGAGAGGAGGGCAUGGAGUGCCCCAUCUCGGGUUUCGAGUACGCAGGUGAUGGCUGCCCGCCAGGGUCUGCGGAGGGGGCAGUAUCGGAUGACGGAGAAGUGAUCACUGUGAGGUUCAGCAAUUACACUGCGUCGACAGACGCUGGCUUGGACGGUCUGAGGAGGAAGUGCACGGUGACGGUCAAUCUGAGUUAUCCGCCAGGUUUCAUCUUCGGCUUGGGGAUGGUCACUAUGCGCGGAUACGCCAAGCUGGACGCGGGCGUGACCGGCGUCGCUCAGACCAGUCCCAAUAUGCYCUGGACACCAKGGACGGCUGGAGCCAAGCGCGUCAUCGCCGGCCCUUUCGAUGGUGACUUUGAGUUCACASACGAGUUCAGCGGGCAGGCGUACAGCGUGUGCAACGUCGUCAGARACCUCMACCUCAACUUCGAAGUGCGGCUGAAUCCUGGGAAUCCACYGAAAAGCGGCMUGAUGACCGUGGGCUCUCAGGGUCUCAASCUAACGCAGGAGUUCGCCAUCAGCUGGGCGUCGUGCUAAGCUCYGGGCRGCGAUCSAACAUCGUCAGCUUUCCAGCUUGCCACAAGUUGCCAGCGGCUAAGUUUGGCCAUAGGGCAUAUUCACACCAGGGACUUCCUUGGCGGAAUGUGCAUGCGGUGAUGGAGUCCCGGUGUGGAUAGGGCCCUCGAAUGGAUAGGCGAAGGAAUGCCGGGAGGACUCAGAAGUAUCCCCCCUCACAGGCCUGCCCGAGGGACUCCGGAGAAGAGCAUGAGGUUAUGGGGGACCAAGAGGGGGAAACAAGAGGUGACACUGGCUCCGCAGGAUGGCCAAUGGAGUCUGUGUGAAAUGACGAGGUUCCGUAGUGACUAUCUGUUUAUAUCAGGACAUCUCUUCGUAUCAAAACUCUCCGAUGAGUCCGAUUGCAUUUGUAAGUUUUUGUAUUACUGCAUUUGUAAGUUUUUGUAUUACUGCAUAGUCGUAGCUGUGGGAGGUAAUCAAGCAGUAGAAUGUCC